Molecule: messenger RNA, 2826 nt
Organism: Mya arenaria
Lineage: Eukaryota; Metazoa; Mollusca; Bivalvia; Myida; Myidae
Exons: 6
Coding region: 177-668 (163 amino acids)
Molecular function (GO): calcium ion binding
Source: RefSeq, a predicted model, not a curated record
AUGCACCAGUCAAUUGCAACCACGCCCCCAGGUCCGGGGAAUAGCGGGGACUUUGACUUUCGGGCCAUCCAAUCCCACGUAAAAUCACCGCCCUGAGGCGACAAACUGCUGGUAAAAUCCCCGCCAAAUGUCCCGCACCCCAGGGACAUCCUAGAAACUGAGAAAGAUCCAACACAAUGCUUUUCAAGUGCACCCUGGUAUUGCUUGUUUGCAUACUCCUGAUUGACCCAUCAGAUGCGUGGGGCAGAAGACUUAAGAAGAAACUGAAGAAAAUUAUCAAGAAAGUGAAAGAACCGGUGAAGAAAAUUGGCUGUAAGGCUCUGUUCGCAGUAGCUUGUCCAGCCAAUCCAAUCGCAAAAGUUGCUUGUACAGUCGGGGAGAGAAAGAUUUGCAAACGAAGUGUUGAUAUGAGUGUAAACAUAGAGCCGUUUUCUGACGACAUGAGCGAUUAUGACGUCAACGGUGACAAACGCGUGAACUACGAGGAGUUUGUGUCAGCGGUAACGAACACCGUCAACCUGGCCGAGCCGGCGGAGCUGCGCAGACCUUUCACGUUUGCUGAUGUCAAUGGUGACGGUGAAUUGGACACACAGGAGUUCAUUGCUGCCCCGUUCUUGUUUGCACAUGUCGAGCGUUCAAAUAAUACAAACACAAUAAGCACCACCUAAGAGAGGGUUUUAGCCGACUUGGCAGUAUAUGUAUAAAUAUAUGUAUAAUAUUUACGUUCAGAAAUGUAAUGACUCUUGACAUUAAAUGUAUUUUCUGAAAAAAAUUACUUCUGAUUGAACGAUAUGCAAGUGACGUUUUAUGUAUUGUUUAUACGAUUCACAGCUAACUGGUAUUAUCGAUAAAUCCUCAACUUACAAGAACGAUUGGAGCGCUUAGCUUCUCUUACUCGAGUUCAACCAUAACCAUAACUUUCUUUUCUAAAACAACAGAACAAAUAACUUGUCAAAAUUUUAUUUUGUUCUAUUUACAUUUAAAGUUUGGAUUUAAUGGCGAGGCUCCAUGUUAUUUACACAAACACGAAUUCACAAGCAUAAAGAGCGAACGAAGCAAUCUGGUCACCUGCCAACUUGGCGUAUUACUGGCGACCGCCCCAAAGGGCAAAGCAGCAGUUUGAAUAGCCCCCAAUGGGCUUUACGAGUUUGAUUAUGAAAUAAACUUAAGUAUUUGAACGUGAAUUCCGUCAAGGUGUACUAUGGCCGGAACUCACAAGUUAGCAUUUUAACUUUAAGUCUACUGUCUGUAUUUAUAUGAUUCAAAUAGAUUAAUAAAACAUCAUAAUUUAAGUGCUGCCGAACGCUAAUCACAACUCAUUAAGCAUUCUAUACAUAACAAACACAAAAUGUCACGAUUUUAAUAGGAGCCACGCCGCUGGUAAAUUCACGAGUUGUCCAUCCGAUGAGGGUUUGGGUCCCACGAGCGAAGAAUGUGCACCUGUGUUUGCGUAGUGGUCAGCGACUUCGCAAGUUCGUCGUGGGGGCCUUAAACGACCAUGGAUGUUUUAGCUCUGCUGAAAACAGAUAUGCAAAACGGGCGCAGACAAAUGCAUCACAUGCCGCUAUUCAUGAACAUAACUAUAAACAAAUCAAGAGCUAAGAAGCAAAAGGCACGUGAAUUUUUCUUAAAUAGCAAACCUAGCUCUUAAAAAACUAACCUUUCGGUUCGACUGCCUGAACGAAAGUGAAUCGGUGUGGUUUCGCGCUCGAUUUAGCGCAUGCGCUGAAUCUCUUUUUAAGUUUUAACCAAUGAAAAGCUUUAACGAAAUGGCGGGCGUGGGAAUCUUUUGAUUUCGUAAUACUGUAAGGCGCCCUCGAGCGGAUCUAUUGAAUGAUUAGAUGUGUAUUACUAAUGUAAACAUCAAGGUGCUGAAACGGGUUGAUUAUUCUCGAUAACAACAGCUAUUUUAUAGUUAAUAACUGGUAUUAAGUUUUUUUCGCUUGAUUUAAUCGGUUAUAUGUAUGCUACAUUGGCAAUUAGUUUUAAUUAUUUACUUGAAGCUUUUUUUGAACUUAUUCAAAUAAAAAUGUAUUCCUUGCAAUAUCUAAGUGUCUAUUGAAUUUUGUAAAUGUGUUUUGUUAAUACAAUUUUUUUGAAAACUUAAAACUAAAUUCACAAAAAAAUAAAUAAAUGUCUUUGAUAAGGCUUUAAGAUUUUUGAUUUUUUAAGUGAAGUUCUUCCAUAUCCCUGCUUGGCUUUGUCUUACAUCGAUAACAAUUUAAUAUCAUCUGAUCAUUUUUUUCUGAUUAUCAUGCCGACUUUAUCACAUUUCUUGUUGACCCACGUUGGUAACCCUUGUCCUGGAGAUGGGUCAUUGUUGGCUCGGCAUUUUAUAAUUAUUAUUUUACAAUGGAGAAAACAUUUGUUAGACUUAUCACCCUUAUUGGACACAGGUUGUACAUAUUUGUAAUGUUCCAUUAGAAUUUUGAAUACAAGUUUUUCUAUUUGUAUAUAAAAUGCAUAUCUCCUUAAGGAGUAAAUAAAGAUAUUGUAUUGUAUUGUAUUGUGUUGUGUUGUGUUGUAUUGUAUUGUAUUGUAUUGUAUUGUAUUGUAUUGUAUUGUAUUGUAUUGUAUUGUAUUGUAUUGUAUUGUAUUGUAUUGUAUUGUAUUGUAUUGUGUUGUGUUGUGUUGUGUUGUGUUGUGUUGUGUUGUAUUGUAUUGUAUUGUAUACGCGAUAUGUAAUAAUACUAAAUACUGUGUUUAACAUUAUUAUCACGAUAUCGAUUAUGCUAUCAUGCUAUAAACAAGAUGGAAACUAAACUUGGCCUUUGUUUGAUAAUAACCUUUGAGAAAAGAAAUGGACUAGCAGGGGCGUAGUUAGCC